AUGGGCGGCUGCAGGUUCCCACUCCGUCUACCACGGUUCCUUCAGGAGUCGUGUCGAACGCUGUUGGAGGACACGGUGCAUGGGUUGCUAGCGAUUUGUAUCAAUGGUCGGGAAAACGCGAGGCGCCUGCUAGGGGCUCAGUACGUGUUGGUAAGCGCGGGUGAUCAGCGUCAACGAGACGAAGGUACGCUAUUUGAGGUGGCGGCAGCGCGACUGACGCGCUUGCUCCGAGGCUGUGUUCAGAGACGCGUACGCUAUACGAUGAUGCUUUUCAGACAGGACAUCGGAAGCCAGAGCAGCAAGAGCGCACCGAUUGUCAUUGUCACCAACAAAACCGAUCUGACCACCGACGAAAACUGUGACGAACAUGAGAACCUCAUCUCGGAAGCGCGCCAGUUCGCCGAUGCACACAUGUGCCGCUACACGCAGUGCACGGCCAAGGACUAUAACAGUGUCGAGAACGUGUUCAUGACCGUGCUGCGCGAGUUCUCGCCGCUGGUCGUGUCCUGCAGUCGCCUGAAGAAACGACGACAGUCGAUGCCGGCCACCACCGCCAGUCAGAACCAGGAGGCACUCAGGCGAAGGCAGGUCGGCGGCAGCGUGCCGGCCACGCCGGUCAUCAAACAAUCGCAGCAGCGUUGUACAGUUUCUUGA
Messenger RNA from Soboliphyme baturini, 654 nucleotides. NCBI's taxonomy places the organism in Eukaryota, Metazoa, Nematoda, Enoplea, Dioctophymatida, Soboliphymatidae. The record is from the annotation of a GenBank genome assembly.